Molecule: messenger RNA, 11816 nt
Organism: Diorhabda carinulata
Lineage: Eukaryota; Metazoa; Arthropoda; Insecta; Coleoptera; Chrysomelidae
Product: junctophilin-1
Exons: 8
Coding region: 471-2735 (754 amino acids)
Cellular component (GO): endoplasmic reticulum membrane; plasma membrane; junctional membrane complex
Source: RefSeq, a predicted model, not a curated record
AUUGUCUUCUACCUUCAUCUUACUAUGUAAGAUAUAGAGCACCCUUGAUAUUAGCUUUAGAUAGUUUGGAUUUUGGUGUCUGGACGGAUACGAUGGUUAUAAGUUGCCAUUGUCAAUAAUAACUUAUGGUGUUUGCUCUAACCAUCAGGUCUUGUUUUAUGGCUUUAGGAACUGCCGCUUCUUGUCUUCUUCGGAGAUCCAAGGGAAGCUGUUUACCUCACAGGGAAACAGUAUAAUUUGGGAGUUGUUUCGAAGGGCAAUGGCAAAAUGGUAAAAGACACGGUUUGGGAGUUGAGACGAGAGGACGAUGGAUAUAUAGGGGAGAAUGGACGCAGGGUUUCAAGGGGCGGUACGGUGUUAGACAAUCGAAUACGUCGACGGCUAAGUACGAAGGGACUUGGGCGAAUGGUUUACAAGACGGAUAUGGAUCUGAGACAUAUGCAGAUGAUGGAACAUAUCAGGGACAAUGGAUGCGGGGCAUGCGACAUGGCUACGGUAUCAGAAAAAGCGCGCCGUUCGGUAAAGCAUCCAAAUACAGAGCGAACAAAACACUGAGAGCGUCUUUGACAUCAUUACGUAGUAAUGAAGGCGCACAAGGUGGUCCAAAUCCUGAGUUAACCGACAAGAGAGACCGUAGGGUAGAUGAUUCGAGGGGUGGCUUCGUACUGAAAAUGAAUUCCGCAGAACCAACAGCGAGAAGGCGAUCAUUAGGAUCGGGGAACGUUAAGAAAGGGUUAUUUACGGGUUUGAAACUAAAAAAACAACGAAGUACUGGAGAUUUAGAAAAACGAGGGGGUUCAGGAAGCAUACGAUCUACAGGGUCUUCAGCAUCGUGGGUCAGUACGGAUUCCGCGCAGUCAGCUAUGACGAAUGCCUCCAUACCGUCCGAUUCCAAUGCAAGUUUUGUUAUAGAGGACGAAACUAUGGAUCCUAGUGUAGUGGAAACCUACAUGGGCGAAUGGAAAAACGAUAAACGAUCAGGAUACGGUAUUAGUGAACGAUCGGACGGUUUAAAAUAUGAAGGUGAAUGGUACAAUAAUAAGAAAUACGGAUACGGCGUAACAACAUUUAGUAACGGUGAAAAAGAAGAAGGAAAAUAUAAAACUAAUGUUUUAAUAACUAGCCAAAAGAAAAAAUUAUUUUUAAUGAGAAGUGCUAAAUUUAGGGAAAGGAUAGAUGCGGCGGUAAACGCCGCUCAACGAGCUUCAAAAAUAGCAUUACAAAAAUCCGAUAUAGCUAUCAAUCGAACAGCAACAGCAAGAGGAAAAGCAGAACAAGCAGAUAUAGCGGCAGCGCAUGCUAAAGAAGAUUCUGAUAUAGCGGAAAAUGUAGCUAAACAAUACGCCCCCGAUUUUAAACAGCCUGGUUUAGAAAGGCUAAGAGCUAGACAGAAUAAAUAUAGAGAAAGACAGAUGCAAAAUCAGAGCAUCGACGCAGAAAAUAAACCAAAUAUAAAUUCAAUUAACCAAAUGGCUAAAAUUCCUAACCAAAUUCCCAAUCAAAUACCCAACCAAAUACCCAAUCAACUAUCGAACCAAAUACCUAAUAAAGUCAAUCAAUUAUCUAAUCAGAAUCAAAUGAAAUGGACGAAUCCUAACCAACAAAAUCAACCCCAAGUUAACAACUACACGCAAUCCUCCAAUCCCUAUCCCCAAUCUCAAUACAUAGAUCCCAAUAAUAAACCCAACAAUCCUUAUAGCAAUCCUUCCAGCAGUAAUCCCUAUAAUAACACUGCACAGAUGCAUUUGAAUGAUAAUGGACCGCAUCUUUCGAAAAAUCCCAAUGAAAUCAAUCAGGAUAUUGGAAUCAAACCAUCAUCUAAUACCGAUAGUACUGUGAAAUCAUCUAAUCAAGAAACUGGGUUUAAGAACGUUAUGUCUCCCAGAAAUUCAAUACCCACAGAAGACCAUAUGCAAGGUGCUGCGUUAAGAAGAAUGUCGAGGAGAGUAUCUGGAGAUCGACCGUAUCUAGGAAAUAUUGGACAGCAGUCCUCAAUAGACCAUUUCGAUCAUUACAAGAGACCACCAAGUAGAGACUCUAGCGUUGAUAGAUAUUCGCGUGCAACAGGCCGACUGAGUAACGCUAUGAAUUCAAGACAACCAUCUGUAGAUCGUACAGCUAAUGUUGUACCAAGCGAAACUCCAGACCGAACACUGCGAGCACCAUCAGCAACCAGAGGAAGUACCCCAGCACCACCCAAUUUCACAAAUCCCUCAUCUGUAGCUAAAAACGGUUCAGUAAUGACUGGAGCCGCAGUGAAAAUGACCGGAAGUAACGCCAAGUUAGCAGGAAACUCAACUCCUGUGCCACCUUUCGAGGAUAUUAUAAUGAGGAAGCGUGGAUUAGGGCAAGAUAUCGUACCGUCUCUCAACCAACCAAAAAGGACUGAAAGUCUUUUUAUCCCUGGGCAGCAAACCACUCCUGCUGCUAAGGUCAGUACUCCUCAGAACCUAGUGACUCAAACUUCGUUGCAGAGAAAGAAAUCACUGCCUGAUUUUCAAGAGCUGCCCAGAACGACUGGCGCAAUGUCCAGAGAGGAAGUUUCCUAUUUGGGCUCGGCUCGCCGCGAAGAAAUGAGAAGACAACAAGAUGAUUACGAAAGACUCCGUGCCAAUCCACUCCUCUACUUAAUCAGUCCCCAAGUCAAGGACUGGUUCUCGCGCCAACAGUUGGUCCUUGUAGUUCUAUUCAUCAACAUCUCUUUGGCAAUUAUGUUCUUCAAGCUACUAACAUAGUACAGGCUGAGCGUCGACGGACGCGUUGGGACAAACUAGAUAAAAACGAGUUUAAACAAGUUUUACAAUUUACCUAAAUAAAGACAUUUUUACAGCAUCAAUUUUUGGUCAUGCUUCGGUUUGGUUGUUUGCAGAUCUGUACAGUAAAGGUCUUUUAAUCACAAAAUUAUAACAGUUUAAUAACUUUUACUUGAAACGGCACAAAAUAUUUCAAAUAUAGUGAUAAUGGGGCUGAUUAUUUGACUGACUUUUUCUGUACAGAUCUGUAGCGCUCGUUAUUGAAUGCGUGAUAUUUUGUGGAUAAGGAGAAUGCUGUGUCGUUUUUUGGGAACAUUUUUCGCUGUUGGAUUUUUUGUCAGAUUUUAUGAAAAUGUUUCUUGUAUUGGUCACGUUUUUUUACAUUGUGCUGCUAAUUUGGAAAUGGUUGCACGAUUGUAGUGACAUAUUUCCCCAACGAUUAAUUUCAAUAAAAAAAAAGAUAUAAAAAUUAAAAAAAAUAUAUUCACGAAACACUCUAUUUUUGGAAAUGAUUGUUUUACGAGAUUUAUUUUCGAGAUGUGACAAUACCUUUAAUGAUUAAAGAUAUGACUGUCAAAAAUAUUUCGAAUCAAAAGUUUCAUUCUACAUUAGGAUAGUUUCUACUAGAUUUUUAAUUUAGUUUGUAUAAAUGACGAAUAUUAACUAAAAUGUGUUGUUUCUUACAAGGUUUAGAUGAUUUUGAAGUAUAUAACAAGACUUGCCCAAAUAUAUGGGUGUUAAAAAAUGUUUUGUCGAACCUAUAAGAUAUUUACUAAACCGAAAUUAGAGUUCGAAGCAUUUUGAUUUAGUACUGCUCGUAAAAAGUAGCAACAAAUUAUAUAUUUUAUUUUUAUUCAUAUUUUAGUGAUAGGUGAUUCCUUAAAUAUUAUUAUAAAGUAAUGAGUACAAUUAAGCUAAACUAAAAUACAGUUUAUAUAGAGAUUUACUUCAAUGACAUUGAAAUACCAUUAGGCUCAAUUUUUUUCUUAUAAUGGACAUUUUGACAUCUAAUGAGAUCAAUUUGAAGAAUUUCCACUAUUAUAAUAUCAUAAUUCAACUGGUUAGCGCCCAAAUUACGACAAAAUCAAAAUGAAUUUAUUUUAAAAAAGUUGUAUAAACAUGUUGUUCAUUGAUAACUUAUAAUUUUUUGAGAGCAGAUGAAAAUUUGACAUUUCUACUUAUUUUAAUCUUCAUCUAAGAAAGAUAUUGAAGAAUAUUUCUUUAUUAUAUGAGUAUUUCUACUGGCCAAAAUCAUAUAGAGUUGCACACAUCAUAUUGAUUGGUAAACCAGGCAAAGACUCUACCAACUUGUUAUCUUACCGUCCAAUAAGCCUGCUACCAACAAUGUCCAACCUCCUUGAAAAUUACUCCUACGUAGAAUAACUGAAGACUUACCUCCACAAGAAUAGAUCCCCUGCCAUCUGGAUUCAUACAGAAACAUUCGACAGUGCAACAAGUCCACCGACUCACGCAGAAUAUAAAUAAAGCCCUGGAGAACAAAGAUUCGGAUAGGCGUUUGACAGAGUGUGGCAUCAAAGACUGCUAUACAACAUUGAAAGAACUCUUCCAUCAAACUACCACCCACUUCUGAAAUCUUACCAGAACCUAACCUUCCAAACCAAAUUUAAUUAGGAAAAGUACUAACUUUUUGCUGUAACAGGAAUGUUUGCACAGUCUACUAAUCAAGAACCACAAACAGCAACGAAAAUUGUUCAGGCUCAUCUGAAUCAAUUACAUUACAAAAUUGAAGGAUUAAAGUUAAUGAGAGCUAGUUAAGUUAAACAAUACAGUCUCACUUGACAACAAAGUCUUUAUCUACAAAUUUGUCAUCAAGCCUAUAUGGACAUAUGGAAUUGAGCUGUGGGGUUGCGCUUCCAAAACUAUGGAAUGUAUCAAAUCACACCAUUCACGUGGACCUGGAAGUGCCCACUGUACAAAAGGAAACGAUCAUCAAACAUCACAAAACUAUAGAAACCCACCUAAAUCCACUACUAAAGGAAUUGUUAAGACCAAGAAUCAAAAGGACUGAAAAAAAAGGCCAAUAGAUCUAGUAUGAGAUAUAAGAGGUUACAUCACUGGAAGUAAACCUCAUCAAGACAUUAUAUAUGCUAGAUUAUUACGACCAAAUUAACCCAAAUACUGUAUAUAAAUGUUCUGAUUGUUAAUAAAAUUUUGUUAUAAAAAAAAUGAUUGUUUCAGUUAGCGUUCCAUCAUGCAAGAAUAAACCGGAACGUGUGUAUCAAACCAGAGCUUCUGCACUCCUUCAGUCGUCUUGGUAUUAGCUUCUACUAGUAUCUAGUGGUACUAACAUACCUACAUAAAGUUAUAGAGAUACAGAUAUGAUGGACUUUGCGGUUUAUCUUCUUAAAACAAACAACUAAAUCUUCUGAUUUAUCCUAAUAUGAGUGAGCUCUUCUUCGCAGGUUUACUUGACAGACAAGCUUCGAUAUUUCAUAAAAAAGAGGCGACCAUUCGUUCGAGAGCAUGUACAAUACACAGAAACAUUUUUUUUACGUACAACGCUAUAAUAUGUGCGUGUAACCUAGGGGUCAUGAAAUACCUGAUUUUCCUCAAGCAUUCCGAAGCAAGUGCGUGGUUUUUCUUGUAUUAUAUGACUUACAAUUUGGCUAUUGGUUCAAAAAUCAUUAAAAUUUUGCUUUAACAUCGAAAUAUUUAUUUUUCAUAGACCGUAUUAAAGGACGCUAAUCAAUUGAAAGCUAAUAAUGUGGAUGAAUAGCCAUUAUUUCCAUUUAGGGAUUCAGAAAAGAACCGUUCAGUAUUGUUAAUAGAGUAAACGUUAAUUUACUAUCGUUAGUUUUUUUAAUUAUAUUCGCCAAGGUCACCAGUUUAAGUCAUUUAGCUAGAUUAAGCCCAUCUGACGAAUACCUAAAAUAUUUAGUGAAAAAAACUGUUGAAAUUAAAUCGAAACUUCUGUUAGUACUAAAGCAAACUGGUUCAAAUUCUAUACAGGGUGUACCAAGCAGCAUUUGCACCUCGAAUAUCUCUGGUUAUGUGCUGAAACAGGUCAAUUUUAAUCUACAAGGGUCUCAAUAUUUAUUGUAGUUUUAAAGGAGUUAAAUCGGACGACCUAGAUGGCCAUUCCAUAGAAUCUAGUUAAUGUCCACGAAAUACUUCAGGCCACCUUUGAUGAUAAUAAAAUUUAUUAGUAUUUAAACCUCAAUUAGUGUGUAUAGAAAUAUGUUUGAUUCCAUGGAUAACAAAAAAAUACUGAACGGGAUUAAAAAGUCAUUUGAAAAGAUAAUAGAAUGAAAGCAGCUUCAAAAUAUAUAUUUCUCAACGCCCCUUGUCUUGUAAGGUUUCUCUAGAGGUGUUGGAGGGACAUAAAUUUAGCCCCAUUGAUCUAGUGGAUGCCCUUUAUAUUUUUAUUAUUAGAAAAUAUAAUAUUUGAGAAAACAAUUGACAGGAAGUUGCGAAAAAAUGAUUAUAAUUCCCACUAAUUGAUUGAAAAAAAUUGUAAUAAAUAAAGUAUUAUGUGUUGUGAUAUCUUGAAGAACCAUUAAGAAAGUAUACAAAAAAAUUCAACAGAACUCUCUUUCAAGAUAUAGUUUAUAUUUUGUUUAUAAUUCUAGAACCGAUUAUUUUAAUUGUAAUAACCAUUAUAAAAAUGUAGAUGUCUCCUGUUUUGAACAAAACUCAUAAUAUUUGAGGGUGCAAAUUUUUUUUGUGUCCCCCGAUAUAUUCUAUAUGCAAAAAAUUGUGCAUUGGUGAAAACAGUAUAUCGAUAUUGGUCUGAGAAAAAAAAAUAAUAAAUUGUAUACUUACCUACUUUGUAUAUAUGUAUCUUGAAUUUAGUUGUGCCCUUCAAUUAACCACUCGAGAUUAUUUAUUUAAUUUAUUCGAUGAGUGUAAAAUGAUGUAAAUAAUCGUUAAAGCAACAAUAGGUAGUUUGAUAAUGUGUUCCUGGCAUUGUGAUUUUUUAGGAACAUCUUAAAAAUAUGUCACUAUAUUCCUUUUAGUAAGAAAACGAGACCAAAACUUAAAUGAUUUAUUAUACUUCACUUGUUAUUAUAAGAUUUUAAAAACAAAUAUAUUUCAGUUUUAGCUUAUAUAUUUAUAUUAGACUCGAAAGUCUAUUCUUGUUGUAUCUACGAAAAUUUCUAAUUUGUAAUCAGGACAAACAAUUUAAAUUAUAACUUUGUCAUAAUGGAAAAUUGAUUUACUCUCAAAUAGUAUGUUUUCAACUGGAAACUGUGGUUAGAAUCAGUCUACUGUCUCGUUCCAGGUUUAUGUAGUCACUACGUCGUAGUGGAAAGUAGACAGCAAAUAUAACCGAAUAUAAGUUCAUAAAUCCUACAAUCCUUCAAUAUAUAAUCCAUAUGGUUGUCAAAACUGGAUAUUCUCAAAGGAAAUCAUUGAUAGAAUAGAGUAAACAAUAAAAAAGACGUUAAACAUAAAACUGGUAGGGAUGAUAGUUGACAAAGUUAGAGUGGAAAUUCGCAGGACGUACCUUAAGAUUAAAAGACGACUGAUGGAAUAAAACAUCAAUAUAUUGGAGACCUUGGACUAAAAGAGGAAAAAAUUAGGACCGCAACUGCUUUGGUGAGAUGACUUCAAAAAGCUCGCUGGACCCAAACGGACGCAACUCUUUAAAAUAGAGAAAAUGAGGCUUAUAUAGAUAGAUAGGUACAUAAAAUGUGAGCUAAGAAAAAUAUUUUACAGGUUUCUUCGAGCUGACUGUACACAUACUCAUAUUUCUGUAUAUUUUUAAUCAAAUAUCAAAAUUUUUUUAAUAUAAAUCAAAAAAAAUAUUGGAACGUAACCUCAUAUUUGUGUAUAAUGUCAAAAAUGUAUCUUUUGACAACUGACGUGAUGGUAAUUUUAGAUAGUUUACUGUAUUUCGCGUAAAAAACAUGACGUGAAUAACGCCAAUGUAUUUCACCCAACGUUUUAUACUAAUACACUGUUUACACUACCACUACACCAACACUGACAAUUACAUUGUCUAACGCGCUUUUAGAUAACCAAGUUAUCGUCUUAAUUAAGACUCAGUUUACCUUCAGUCUCUGAAGACGUAAACUUGGUUAUCGAAACGCGCGUCAGACAGUGUAAUUGUCAGUGUUGGUGUAAACAGUGUGUUCAGUAUAAAUAUCGUCAGUGGUUCCAGAAAUUCCAGCAACUUUUUAUAUAGAAAUAACUUUAUAAGGGGAGUUGUCCAGUCCACAAAUUAGAUAUUUUUGAUAUUUUUGGUAAUUCUUGCAACUAGAUAAAAAUAGCAAGAUAAAUUUGAUGAUGAAAUUGGUCGCACAAAUAUCUUCCUCAAGACAAAAUUAUAUAAAUUUUGUAAACGUAGAGAACAUAUCUUUCAAUCCAUUUUUACAUUAUUACUAUGUAUUUACAAAUAUAUUUAUUACGCAAAUAACACAGAUUAUACUAAAAACUAUAUUGAUGAAGGGUUAUUUGAAACGGAUAUAGAAAAAUAUUGUUAAAACCGCGGGACGAAAAUAUAACCUAAAAGUCAAUACAAAAUAUCAGAUUUUCUAGUCUUUUUUUCACUAUCCACUGUUUUUCUGAGUGUAGGCAAUCGGUAAAUAAAGUAUAUUCUCACUAAAGCUCUUUUCAGCUAAUGAAACUCUACCUCUAAAGCUUUGAAUUUGUCCUUGUACUUCUCAGCUGCCACUGGGUUAUCACUUUGCAAUCUUAUGAAGUAUUCACUCAUGUUUGAUCGACUUGGACGCAAUAGUUAAAACUCAAGUCCAAAAAACUCUCGUUAAUUCAAGCACAGACGAUACAAAACUGUACCUAAAUUUUGUAAAUUGCUUGAAAGCUUACUUACAGACUAACUAAAAAAACAGUAUUUAUGGAGCCCUCAUAAUACUAUAAAGCAAAAAACAAUACGAAAAAACUCACCACCGAAAAAAAUCAAGAAAAGCUAACACGAGUACAUACAAGAGAAUCGAUUGUUGAUCCCGCGGCCACUAGUCUGAUGGAGAUCAGCUGUUUUCUUAGAUUGCUCUAUUGAUAUAACUGCAAUGCUAGUAGUAUUAUGCCCUAUUCACACAUUUAACGCGUGUAUAGUUUUUCAUUUUCUCUUCCAUAGCCUUUUAUAUCUAUUUCGCGUUCCACUUCUAAUAUUUUUCUUUACAUUAUUAACUACACACUUAACGGUGAUUCAAUAAUUGCAUCUCUAAAAUCUUAACACCUGUUCAUCAAACACGUGUAAAUAGGCCUACAGUACAGUUAAUAUUUUAAUACUUAGGGGUUGGUUUAUUUGAGACAGCUACUAAGAGUAAUUCACAGAACAUUUUUGGCCUAAUCUGUGUUGAUUUGUUCCGAGUUCAUGUAAAUAUAAAACUGUAAAAUGCUAAAGUAUCUUUUGCUAUUUGUAAAAAGUUUUUUCAGAUGAAAAUUGUACCAUCAAAGUUAUGUGAUUGAAAAUGUAAUUUUUGCAUUAAAAUUUGGGACAUUCUUAAAUACAUAACACACAUAAUAUAUCUGAUGUUAUAGGAAUGAUUCAAUACUUAUAGACGAAAAUAACUUAUUUAAUAUUCAAUUGAAUAGUUAGAUAUACUUUACAGGUAUAUAAAAGAGAAAUAAUAGGAACAAUUAUGGUAAUAAUGUUUAUUAAAAUUAAAUAAUGAUCCUAAAUAUUAAUGUGAGAAAGCUUUAGUUGAGUUUAUAACUUAACUUCAACGCUUUGCUAAAAAUUUUUUAUUUGUUUCUAAAGAUUUUUUCAUAGUUUACUGAAUUGUUGCAUUGUUUUCUUAUUAUUUAUAUUUAUUUUUUUUAUCAACAUUACAAGAAAUGGUGAUUUUCCAACAAGAAAAAUAAAAUUUUAUUUUAUUUACAAAUAUAAGCAGUAAAAUUUUAAUAAAAAUUUUAAAUAAUUAGUAAUGGACAUAUUUACACCAUCAUAUAUUUCUUUGUAUUAGUCCUAACAACUAAAUUACCUGAUAAUCUUUUAAAAAUUCAUAAUUUGUUACUCAUCCUACUGAUAUUUUUUUUUUGAAUAAAAUUGAGAAGACCAUUAACCAUUUUUUGUUCUCAAGUUCAAAUUAAUAUUUUCGUUUUUGUACAUCCUAUAAACUAAUCCUUCUUAUUUGACUUUUUCAUUUGGUCACAGAAACUGUAUACGAGGUGUGGCUAUUAAAUAAUGAGACUUGUGAUAUGAAACCUUUUAUUUUGAUAUUAUGUAUAUUUUUUACCAUCCUUUAUCUCAACACCGCUCCGUGCGAAUUUUCCAUUGAUAGAAACAGUGUAAGAAGUCUUUAACAGACAUAAAUAUUUCUCCUUUUGCAGAUUUGAUCCUAGAAAGGAGGUAGAAGCCACACGUUGCACGAAACUGCGACUAAGAUGAGUUGUCUAGCAUGGUCGACGUGGCUAGAAACCUUGAAACCGCUUAAAUAAUUCAAAAACCCGUAAACGCGACAAACGUUCUUUGCCAUAUACUUGUUUCAAUAAAUCAUAAGUUUCAUUUGCAGUUUUUCACGUGAAAUUUUACAACAAUCCGUUGCUCCAUUUUGAAGUCGAUCAUUUUUAGGGCAAACGAAACCAACGGCUACACUGGUUUGUCUACAGACAGUACCACAGUAGACAUUGCAAUUCCAAUUGAAAUAUAUAUUCACAAAACGUUGUGGUUGGAAUUUUUAGUUACAGUUUUGAAAUAUUUUCAUUGUAAUAUUGAAGAAAAUACCGAAAUGAAGCCGAAGAUGUCGUUCGAAAUAAUUUAACCCUUUAUAUCUUAUCUACCUCAAAAUACUGUUUAAUAAAAGAUUUCCCACUUAAUUCUAUAACUAUACAACCUCGUUUAAACUUUGUUCGUUGCAAUGCAGCAUGAACGAAUUUCUUUAGUUCAAAUUAUCACCAAUAGUUGCUAUAAAAAAGUGAUAACAUCGUAAAAACAACAUAGAUAUUCACUAAAGGAGAUGCAAUUGUUGAAAUACUGAUACAAAUUUGUUGGUUAGAAUUUAGGAGAUGAUCAAAGGAAAGUAUUGUACUUUAUUGCCAACAAAAUGAACAACUAAAGAAGAAUUCAAAAUUUUACACAAUAAAAAUUUGUAUACUUGUUUGAAUUUCAAAUUUCUUGUAAUGUUUUAAGAAAUUUUUACUUUUCCGUUGAUUCUGCUAUGUGAAUACAUUGUCAUAUUGAUAAGCAGUACUUGAUCUUAGAUCAAAGUUCAGUAACAUAAUUAUGGUAGCUAACAAAUAUAAAUAAAACUAGAAAACAAUUUUUAUAUUAAAUAUUAAAGUUGUAACAAAGACAGAGAAAUUGAAAUAAAUGGCAGAAAAUGUAUUCAAAUCUGGAAAAUUAUAAAUUCACCUUGAGAUAUUCUGUCUUGUUCUGCAAAUAUAAUACAGUUCCAGUAAAUUGGAACACCUAGGAAAUUCUAAAUAAAGUAAAGCUGAACCAUAUGUAAUAAUUCUUUAUCGACAGUUUCUAUAGUCGUUCCGACUGAGGAAGACAGAAUGACAACGUUUUCUGUAUUCUCCGAGGUUCCAGCUCGGUUAUGCGCAUUAUUAAAUAUGCGCGUUCUGCGCAUUAUCAAAUAUGCGCAGCGUACCAACUGUCCAUAAAUGUGAAAACUGUCAAAAAUGCAAAGUACAUAACCCUACUUUAAAGCAGGAACAUCAACCCUCAGAAAUCAAUAAAUAUUUACGGGGUUGAAUAAUAUGAAAAUAAAAAUCCGAAUUAUAAAUUAAAAUUAGUACGAAUAUUGUUAGCGACAUGAAAUUUGUUUUUGGUAAUGAAAUUAGUAAGUAGAGUAUUAUACUGAAUUUUGAUUUGACUUUGUUAUGUUUCUCUUGCAGGCAGGAGAUUUCUGUACAUAAGUUAUUAUAUGUAUUUUAUUUAAACUUGGAGAAAUUUAAAUGUCUAGCUGUAAUGUUCUUAUAAAUUUAUAAAAAAAGAAAGUUUUUCUAAACUAUUUUUGCGUGCCUUGUUCAAUCUUUAUAUUUAAAACAAAAUGAAGUAGUGUUUGUAAUACGAGCAUUAUGAACAAAAUUCCUAGAUUUUUAUGGAACCGAUUAUAUUAUAUUAUUUGUGUCUAUCACUUUAUAUUUUCAAUUGAAUAAACGAAAGGGCCGACUACAUUCUUCCCUUAGUCA